UCGGAAGUUGGAUUGUGUACUGCGCCGUGGGCUCCACUGCAGGGAGCUUUGGGGAGAGCAUGGGCGAGCUCUGCGGCCGAACCGUGGUGAGCGAAGGGCUGCUGUCCCCAGGCGGGGAGGAGUGGCCGGCCAUGAAUGCAGUGACCUAUGAUGAUGUGCAUGUUGACUUCACUCGGGAAGAGUGGGCUUUGCUGGAUCCUUCCCAGAAGAGGCUCUAUAAAGAUGUGAUGCUGGAGACCUACAGGAACCUCACUGUGAUAGGCUACAAUUGGGAAGACCAUAAUAUUGAAGAACAUUGUCAAAGUUCUAGAAGACAUGGAAGGCAUGAAAGAAGUCAUACUGGAGAGAAACCCUCUGAAUAUACUCAAUGUGCUAAAGCCCUUACAUAUCACACUCAUCUUCAAAGACAUGAAAGAAUUCAUACUGGAAAGAAACUCUAUGAAUGUAAUCAGUGCAGUAAAUCCUUUGCAUGUCACAAUGGUCUUCAAAAUCAUGAAAAAAAUUAUAAUGAAGAGAAACCCUAUGAAUGUAAGCAAUGUGGCAAAGCCUUCACAUGUCAGAGUAGUCUCCUAAGACAUAAAAUAACACAUACUGGAGAGAAACCCUAUGAAUGUAAGCAAUGUGGUAAGGCCUUUGCAUAUCGUAGUUAUCUCCAAAUACAUAAAAGAACACAUACUGGAGAAAAACCCUACAAAUGUAAUGAGUGUGGAAAAGCCUUUUCAUGUCAUGCUCAUCUUCGAAAACAUAAAAGAACACAUACUGGAGAGAAACCUUAUAAAUGUAAUGAAUGUGGUAAAGCUUUUGCACAAAACUGUAAUCUCCAAAUACAUAAAAGAACACAUACUGGAGAUAAACCCUACAGAUGUAAUGAAUGUGGUAAAGUCUUUGCACGUCAUGGUCAUCUUCAGAUACAUAAAAUAUCACAUACUGGAGAGAAACCCUACAAAUGUAAUGAAUGUGGCAAAGACUUUGCACGUCAUGGUGAUCUUCAAAGUCAUGAAAGAAUUCAUACUGGAGCAAAACCCUACAAAUGUGAUGAAUGUGGUAAAGCCUUUACACGCCACAGUGAUCUUCAAAGUCAUGAAAGAACACAUACUGGAGAGAAACCCUACAAAUGUAAUGAAUGUGGUAAAGUCUUUGCACAUCACAGUUAUCUCCAAAGACAUAAAAGAACACAUACUGGAGAGAAACCCUACAAAUGUAAUGAAUGUGGUAAAGCCUUCGCAUGUCAUGGUUACCUUCAAAUACAUAAAAGAAUACAUACUGGAGAGAAACCUUACAAAUGUAAUCAAUGCGGUAAAGACUUUGUAGAUCACACUCAUCUUCGAAUACAUAAAAGAACACAUAGUGGAGAGAAACCCUACACAUGUAAUGAAUGUGGUAAAGCCUUUGUACGUCAUAGUUAUCUCCAAAUACAUAAAAGAACACAUAUUGGAGAGAAACCCUUCAAAUGUAAUCAGUGUGGUAAAGCCUAUAUAUGUUAUAGUCAUCUUCAAAUACAUAAAAGAACACAUACUGGAGAAAAACCGUACAAAUGUAUUCAAUGCGGCAAAGCCUUUGCACAUCAUAGUCAUCUUCGAAAACAUAAAAGAACACAUACUGGAGAGAAACCCUACAGAUGUAAUGAAUGUGGUAAAGCCUUUUCACAAAAUUGUAAUCUCCAGAUACACAAAAGAACACAUACUGGAGAGAAACCCUACAGAUGUCAUGAAUGUGGUAAAGCCUUUUCACGUCAUGGUCAUCUUCAGAUACAUAAAAGAACACAUACUGGAGAGAAGCCUUACAAAUGUAAUGAAUGUGGCAAAGACUUUGCACGUCAUGGUGAUCUUCAAAGUCAUGAAAGAAUUCAUACUGGAGAGAAACCCUACAAAUGUAGUGAAUGUGGUAAAGCCUUUACACGUCACAAUGACCUUCAAAGUCAUGAAAGAACACAUACUGGAGAGAAACCUUACAAAUGUAAUGAAUGCAGUAAAGUCUUUGCACAUCACAGUUAUCUCCAAAUACAUAAAAGAACACAUACUGGAGAGAAACCCUACAAAUGUAAUGAAUGUGGCAAAGCCUUUGCCCGUUGCAGUAAACUUAAAAUACAUGAAAGUACACAUACUAGAGAGAAACCCUAUGAAUGUAAUAAAUGUGGUAAAGCCUUUGCACUUCCCAGUUAUCUACAAAGACAUAAAAGAACACAUAGUGGAGAGAAACCCUACACAUGUAAUGAAUGUGGUAAAGCCUUUGUACAUCACAGUUAUCUCCAAAUACAUAAAAGAAUACAUACUGGAGAGAAACCCUAUGAAUGUAAUCAAUGUGGUAAAGCCUUUUUACGUCAUAGUCAUCUUCAAACACAUAAAAGAACACAUACUGGAGAGAAACCCUAUGAAUGUAAUCAAUGUGGCAAAGCCUUUGCAGAUAGCAGUCAUCUUCGAAUACAUAAAAGAACACAUACUAGAGAGAAAUCCUAUGAAUGUAAGCAAUGUGGUUAAGCUUUUAUAUGUAGCAGUAUUUGAAAUCAUGAGAAAAAAAUCAUACCGGAGAGAAACACUAUAAAUGUAGUCAGUGUGGAAAAAUUUUGCACUUCAUGGUAGUCUUUAGACAAGAGUAAAACAUUUAGUGUGUAAUCAAUCUGUUAAAGCCUUUGCACAUCAUAUUAGUUUCUGAGAACCUGAAAGAACUCCUAACAAAGCAGAUCUGACUAUAAAGUAUUUGAUAAGAUCCUUAGCCAACACAGUCAGUUAUACAAGAUUAUUUAUUCCAGAGAAAAAGACCUGACAAGGGUCAAAAUCUGUUCAAGCAUUAUGAUGUACAUCUUUAUUUUACUUGCACCUGUGAACUCAUGUGAACAAAAUCCCUAUGAAUUUAAACUAUGAGGUAGCCCUUUUAGAUUUCACUUUUUUCUUCAAUUACAUGAAAGAAUUCGUCUGGUGUAAAACUUCAUCAGUAGUGCCUUUUCUGUUGCUGUGAUAAAAUGUAAUGUCUAAGGCAGCUUAUAAAAUAGUUUAAUUUGGCUUAUGGUUCCAAAGGGAUAUAGUAUCACAAUGAAAAUGGCAUGGCAACAAGCAUCAGACAUGGUAGGUAAAGCAGGAAGUUCAGAGCUCACCUCCUGAAUCUGCAGCAUGAUGCAGAGAGAAGGAGCUGGAAAGGGUAUGUGGAUGUAAACUCUCAAGCCAACUUCCAGUGACAUAUUUCCUCCAACAGGAUAGAAUUUCUUAAAUCAUCCCAAUGAUACCACCAACUGAGAAGGAUUGAUUUCUCUGACUUUAAGCCUACAUGCUUGUAUUCUGUUCCUUGAACAAAUUCAUGAUGCAGAAAAACUCCAUAGGUAAGCCUUUAGAUACCUAAACAUCUGGGUAACAGGAAUGAAUGCUUACAUGAGAAAAACAUCCAUGAGUGAAAUUUUGUUCAGUGAUUUAUGUCUUUGUGUGGGUAUGUGCAUGUGCAUGUGCAUGCUGGUCCCCAAGAUGGUUAGACCCUGUAAUCUUCUUGUAGUAGCAAUUAUAGGAAAUUGUCAAAAUUCUGGCCUUGGUCCUGGGAAUGAACCUGUCUUAACUGCUCUACUAUGUCUCUAGCUCUGUAAGUAUUUUAAAGCCUUUUUCUUUGAUGUUAGGAAUAGGAAGCAACUCAUACACAAGAAAAACCAUAUUCAUGUAAAUGAUUUGGUAAAGACUUUAGAAAUCACAAUUGCCUUCACUUUCAAGAAAAAAGUUUCAUCUCUUUUUUCAUCAUAACCUUGAAGGCAGUGAAUUAUUUACCAUGUUCACUCAAGUGUAAUGGUAGAGAUCACCAAUUGUGGUUUGUACUUUGAAAUAUUAGGAAUAUGUAUUGAACUGUACUGUAUGUGUGGCAAACCCAUUUACUGAAGUUUAUUUGGUGGUUCACAUUUUCCUUCUGUGGCUUCUGUUCAUCUUCUAGUGUGCUUUCACCUGGUGAUAGGUAUUUUUCUGUUGUAAUGUAUAGAACGGGAUGCCCAUCAUCUAAAUGGUCCAUCAUUUAAUUGAAUAUCAGGCAGUGUGUGAUCAUACUUUUCAAGUAAGGGAAUAUGUGAAAUGGUGGUCAGUUGUUUUUCCUGGUUUUGCUUUUCAUAUAUUCACAAAUUCCCUUGACAUGUUGUUUUUACCCAGCCUGGUUUGUAUGUCAGUAAAUAGUCAAAGCUACAUUUGACCUCUUGAUUCUCUUGUGUUAUCCUCCUAAGUCCAAGUCUAAGACUAGAAGAUAUACCCCCAACAUAUCAAGUUUUGUGAACACAUUUUAAUAAUGUUAAUGUUAAAAUGCCUAGUAGAAGUAACUAUAAGAAACAUUAAAUACCUCCUGUGUGUAUCCAAAGCAGCAUUUUCAUCUCUCUGGUAGAGAUGUAAUAAAGUAGGAUAAUCAGCAAUCAACUGUAUAUCUCAUAAAUACUUUAAUGGUUUGGUGGUUUGAAAGAAAAUGGCCCCCAAAGGGAGUGUCACUAUUAGGAAGUAUGACCUUGUUGCAGUUGGUGUGGUUUUGUUAGAGAAAGUGUGUCACUGUGGAGGUAGGCUUUGAUGUCUCAUAUAUGCUCAUAAAAACUGACCACUUCCUAUUGCCUUUGGAUCAAGAUGUAAGGACUCUCAGCUCAGCCCCAUGUUUGCCUGCAUGCUGCUUUGCUUGCCACCAUGAGUAUAAAAGAGUAAACCUCCGAACUGUAAGUGAGUCACCCCAUUAAAUGUUUUUGUUAUAAGGGU
Molecule: messenger RNA, 4694 nt
Organism: Peromyscus californicus insignis
Lineage: Eukaryota; Metazoa; Chordata; Mammalia; Rodentia; Cricetidae
Product: zinc finger protein 431-like
Exons: 4
Coding region: 60-2477 (805 amino acids)
Biological process (GO): regulation of immune system process; negative regulation of transcription by RNA polymerase II; regulation of cytokine production
Source: RefSeq, a predicted model, not a curated record